Messenger RNA from Cylindrotheca closterium, 378 nucleotides. NCBI's taxonomy places the organism in Eukaryota, Bacillariophyta, Bacillariophyceae, Bacillariales, Bacillariaceae. The record is from the annotation of a GenBank genome assembly.
AUGAUCGCGGAUCAGCAAGUCAAGGCAGAACCUCAAGCAAUGCAACCAAAAGAGGAAGAGGACGAAGAAGAGCCAAUGGAGUCGGGGGAAUGGCUGGACGAAAUAAAAUCUCUCCUCGACUCUACCUACUCCAAGGGUGAAGUCUCCACUGGCCGUGAAAUCCAAAUGCCUGGACUUUAUCCCAAGAUUGUCGUAGAUGACGCAUGCCAGAAGCAAGGAUACAGUCGAUUGGCCUUUCCAUUAUUAAAAUCUCAGGCAUGUGCCUUGAUUGAAUCCACUGCCACGGAAAAAGCACCGUUUGGCAAGGGUCGAGACACCGUCUUGGAUGAAAAUGUCCGAAAGCUUGGCAAGUGGAUGCCAGCCGAGUCCACUUUCUAG